Messenger RNA from Eurytemora carolleeae, 6939 nucleotides. RefSeq names its product protein dopey-1 homolog. Lineage: Eukaryota; Metazoa; Arthropoda; Copepoda; Calanoida; Temoridae. The record is from RefSeq and is a predicted model, not a curated record. Gene Ontology annotation, cellular component: trans-Golgi network; endosome. The coding region runs from base 31 to 6939 and encodes 2302 amino acids. Gene Ontology annotation, biological process: Golgi to endosome transport. The transcript is spliced from 51 exons.
AGUUUCAGAUAGAAUGAAACUGAACUAAACAUGAGUUCAAUAGCUAUAGAGGAGUUUGAGUUGCUAGGGGACCCUAAGUAUAGGAGUUAUAUGACUCAAGUAGACCGUUGCUUGAGGGGGUUUGAGUCUACAACAGAAUGGGCGGAUCUCAUCGCAGCUUUAACAAAACUUAACAAGGUUUUGUUGGCACAUAUGAAGUAUCCAAUAAUUCCUCGGCGGAUUAUUAUCAGUAAACGACUAGCUCAGUGUAUGCAUCCAGCUCUCCCAGCAGGUGUACACCAGAAAGCCCUGGAGACGUAUGACAUAAUCUUUAAGUGUAUGGGAACCAACAGACUGGCGGCUGAGCUCUUCAUUUACUCUGCAGGUCUGUUCCCACUUCUCUCGAAUGCCGCGAUGAAUGUAAGAUCUAUCCUACUCACUGUUUAUGAGAAUCAUUUUGUUCCACUCGGAGAUCGUCUUCGUCCCGGACUCAACGGGUUCCUCUCAGGUGUACUUCCUGGGUUAGAGGAGGGGUCGGACCAUUAUCAGAGAACCAAUAAUCUCCUUGAGGCUGUAGCAGAGGCUGUUCAACCUCAGGUGUUUUACUCUGGGCUCUGGGAGUGUGUUGCAACAAAUGCUACUAUAAGACUUCCUGCUCUGACCUUUGUGCUGUGUCAUUGUGGUAAAAAAACACGUGGUUUGUCAGCUGCUUCAACCCAGCCCUAUCUACUCGGAGCAGAUCAUGACGUCAUGUGCAGGGCUCUUUGUCUAGCUUUACAGGAUUCCUCUGCUCUGGUUCAAAGAUCUGCGCUAGACCUUCUUCUCCAGGGGUUUCCUCUUCAUCAUCCUCAGUUUGUAAAACAGGAUAUGGUCUGCCUGGUUAGUAGUGUCCUGAGUUCCUUACUCCGAAGAGAUAUGUCAUUGAAUCGUCGUCUUUUCUCCUGGAUUCUUGGAUCAGAGAUCAAUCCUGAUCUGCUUCCAGGAUCCCAUCCUGCCGUGCAGAGAACUGGAAGUGAAGAACUUGCAGAAGAAGUGAAGGACGAAACAUAUUUUUCAAGGUAUGGUCGAGAUCUGGUUGUAUCCGCUGUACUCCGGAUACUAGAGGAGAGUAUACCCAACCGUGCCACUGAUCAACCUUUAGAUACAAAACCAUUCAGAAUAAUCACAUCUCUGCUGGAUAAACCUGAGAUAGGUCCCUUUAUUGUUGAUCAUAUUAUCCUUGAUAUUUUCAGGACCCUGUACCAUAUGUCAGAUACAAAAGCUGAGAAAGGAAAUAUUCGUCAAGAUCUGAUAAAGACUGCCAACCUUCUGUUUUCUCAGCUGGACACCAGCUUUGUGUGGUCUGUCUGCUCAAAACACUUUGAUAUUGCAUGUCAGUCUGCUGCAGGCAACCCACCAAACCUUGAUGUUAUGGUUCUAGGGGUCGGUGAAGGAGAAACAAAUAUAAGAGAGAUGUGUUUUAUCAUUAAUUUCCUUCUAGAAAUAGUCUCCAUUGAAACGUAUAUAGAGACAUCUAGCGAGCAUUUACCUAAACUCUUUCAAAGCAUGGUGCAGAGUGUCCGUCGAAGUAUAAAUUGGUUGGCAGGGAGUGAUCUAAACGAGUGUUUGACCAGUUGUAAGCGUGUGCUGGGCAGAGUACAGCCGGCCUGGAAUGUCUGGGACCUGAAUGAGUCCCUACGAGGACGAACCUCCAGUGAACUGGAUAAAAGUGAUUUAUCCGACGAAGUACUUGAAGCUACGGAGUCAACUACUGCUACUCCUGUCAAGACUAAUGAGACAAAUAACAACCGGUCUUCAGGGCAGCAUAAAGCGUCAAGUCUCCAUGAUCAACUAAUAAAAAAGUGCAACCAGAGUUACACAGAGAUGUUCCAGGAGUUUCUAGAGUUCCGUAUCCUCGAAACUCCUCUCCGAGACUGGAAGGGUAUGGUGGAGUCCUCCAAUACUGUCCUCCUGGAUCAGAACGAGGACCUUAGUAGUAUGCUAAACAGCCUCAUGUCUGGAGGAACACUGGAGAGGAUAGGAAGAGAGUCUGAACCUAAACUUUCUGUCAGUCUUCGAUCUGGCUCAGAACUAUUAACAGAUGCGUUUAGUUCGGCGUGUACAGGUUUAGUUGAACUAUCCUCUAUGCCAAAGUACAACAAGGCUGAUGUUGAGAAUGCCAAUGGUGUUCUGCCCGCCUGGCUUCAGGCCCUGCUUCUGUGUGCAACUAUGCAGAAUGUGGAUGAAUCCAAGAUAUCAGAAUCCAACAUUAGAAUACAGCUGACAGCAGUUGCUACCUUGAUAGAGCUGGCAAGCGUGCUGUCAACCUGUGUAGCAGCUGUCAGCAGACCCCGAUCUGCUGACAAUGUUGAAAGUGUUUUGGUUACAAUGGAUCCUUUGCUGACAACCGAACAUCUUAAUAUUAUUUGCUGGAAAAUAAAUAAUACAUUAAAAAAAAUUUCCCCAUUUAUACCCUUUUCGCAUCGUGAAAGACCCCCAAUGUGGAAUCCCCAGACCGACAUCCGUGAGAGGGUCUCAAUAAUAUUUAAACCAAGGUUGAUCGCCACAAGUCUCUGGAACAAUCUUGGUCUUGUUCCCUCUGUUUAUCAUCUACAGUGUGUCACACUGCUUCACAGAUUACUGGAGCUGGCUCCGCAAGCCUCCGUUGUUGAGAAUGUAGUAGCUGAGAGCCUCCAGGCUUCCAUCUCUGGAUCCUCCGUCAACGUGUUCCGGAGGUUUUCUCAGCUCUGGCAUCUCUCCAGAGAUAUCUCAGGAAGCAGAAAGACUUUAGAUCUCUGCCUGAAUAAGAUGGUUUCAGGUUUAAGAUCGGAUAAGAGCGCUGUUCGGACACUUUGUGAGCGUUGGGUUGAGCAUUCUUUAUCUCGUGGAGAUACUGGUCGUCUUCUUGAACCACUUCUUCUCUCUCUUCUAGACCCGGCCUCUGCUCGUCUCUCUGUCCUCCACGCCAACAUCAAGGAAUCCCGGGCAGCCUCCAAACCUACCCCUCAAUCCUCCCCGAGGCUGCCUCGUGUAUUCGCCAUAUCCUCCUUGGAAAACAAUAUUAUUUAUCAUAUCACAAACUCAAAACCUGAGUGCCCACCCCCCAGGUCUAAGGUCCAAUGCUUAAAUGCUGGUUCUGAAAGUCGAACUACGCUGACCGACAUGAGCCUGUUGAACCCUGAAACCUUGACCAGGUUCCCUUACGCCAAGAUGUCCAUGUGGGUCAACCCAUUCGCCUUGGUUUCAUCAGAAUCAGAGUUCAAUAAGGAUCCAAGUGGAACUCCUGAACCCGCUGAGGAAACCCGUCCCUCCUCUCCAACCCUCUCCGAACCCUAUAGUUUCUCCUCCGAGAGCGGAGCUGGAACCCCGAGGAAAGGGUCGAAUACGCAUCUAAGCUCAGACCACGAGAGCCAGUUUGUGGUCGCAUUCAUUUUAGAUCUAAUACUGGAGAAGGUUGUUUCGGAAGAUCAAUUCCUUCUGAAACUAGAUGAUCUUCAGUUCCCAGAACCUAGUAAACAUACGCGGCAUUCAGGGGUGAACCCAGUUGACAGCUCUGAAGGAGGGGUCGUUGCAGUUCAUCCUCUUCACUCCCACCUGCUAAUGUACUGCAAGUGUAUAGACAGCAGAGCUGUACUACAUACUCUACAGGCUUUGUCCAGUAUUUUAUCCAUUCAUCCUCGUCUUGCAGUCUCCAGCCUUGCUACAACAGGAGUAGCCAGUCCUUCACUUACAAGAUCCGUUCAAUUGGUUCAACUAAUGGCUCGUCAUAAAAGAUCUAUUUUUGGAAAAGGAUUUUCUUCUCCUCUUCCUUCGGACAGUACUUCACAGUAUAGGUCAUCAAUGUUAGUGGAGGUGGUUCUGACUAUCUGCCUGUAUUACCUAAGAUCCUAUUACCCUGGAAUACCUGGAUUGACAAGGGAGGAGGUUUUGGGGAACAGAGAGGUUCAGUUAACAGCGGUAUCUUUACUGAAUAAGAUAACGAGUGAGUUGAUACUGAUAGUGAAGGACAAUGGGAAACCAUUUGCAUUGUUCGUCAGUGAUCUCUUCCAUAGAACUAAACUACAGAAGGUGAUACUUCAUAGUUUACUGUCGGGAUUUAUUGUUAUUGUUAUUAAGUAUGAGGAUACAGACCGACCCCGACUUCCCUACAUAGACUCCAAUGUGAUGAAGUACACCCCGGAGUACCCGUUCUCGGAGCAACCAAUGUUUUUAGCAGCAAUUCUUUCAGCUCUUCGGCAGCAUCAGCUUAGAGAUUUGCAUCAUCAUUGGUCUGGUCUAGUCAUAUCCUGUCUACCUUUUCUAGGAACUGCCCUUACACAGGUCGUUACAAGUGUGUCAGCACAAAUUUGGAACAAUUUGGAAAAUUUAGCUAAUCUGGCAACUAACCGUGAUAUCUACCAAAGUGUACCUAGUGACUAUGUGCUGACCCAACUGGAAGCAUUGGGUCAAAUUCUGUCCUACUGUUUACUAGAAGGAGGACAGGGGGGGCUGUCUAGUGGACCCCAACCCAACCUUUCAGCUUCUCAUCAGAACAGUAUUGUUGCCAACCUUGUUCAUGUGUUUGGGGGUCCGGUCAAUCCAUCAAGACAGCCAGCAAGUAAGGAACAGCUACUUUCAGCAAGACGAAGUUUGUUGUCAAUGACCCCUAGACUGGUCCUGGCUCUGAUAGCGCUUUGGAACUCAGUGAGUAAAAGCUCUGAUCAGAAAAAGACUAAUUGGUUGGUUGGGAGCAGCAAAGCUGUUAAAAAUAUGAUUCUAGAUCUUCUCUCUCCCAUAGCUACAAUUCAUCCAACUUACCUUCUGUCUGCUGUAGCAGUGGCCUGGGCUGAGAAGGGGAUAAACCUAGACCUGAACCGGAAGGUGCUGGUGGAGUUGGUAACAUCAUUACGGAUGUUUCCAACCUCCACAGUAUUAUCAACGAUGAGACUGGUUCUCAAAUCUCCGCCUCCAGUGUCUGGUAAAGGAACCCUGAGUCUUGAAGUUUCAAGUCUACAAUUCCUGUCCUCCUAUCUCUCCUCUACCUCGCCCACUACCCUGGCGGAGUCAUGGAACUCACUCAAGGACUUGUUAAAAGACUGUUUAUCUCUAGCUCCACCCUCCGUAUUCCUCGCUUUAGAAAUCCUUCAUCAAGUUGUUGUGAGCGGUGUGGCUGCUAACCUAGAGAAAAGGGAUUCAAGAGAACUGCAGGAGAUGGCGGGGAAGCUGAUUGAGUGCGUGUCUGGGAUAGCAGGCUCAAGAUUAGAAGCGGGAACCUGGCUUAGAGGAAUCAGAACUGUUAGAACAGAUAUACAGGAUGAGGGGCGGGAGGAUGCUACUAAAUAUGCUGCUCAGGCUCUGACUAUUCUGGGUCAGCACAUGGCAACAAUCCUAGAUAUCAUUUUUCAAUCAGAGGAGAAAGAAAAGGUGUUACCCUUACUAACCGGUGUGAUGUACAACACAGUUCCUUAUCUAAGGAACCAUUCUAAGGUUGGAAUGAGUAUGUUGCGAGGAGGUGCCCAGGUACUAGCAAGCGUAUCCGAGUAUCCAUAUACCCGGAAAUCCUGGAGGAAGGAAGGGAUGGAACUACUCCUAGAUCCAGCAUUCUUCCAGAUGGAUCACGAGUCUUUAAGGUUUUGGAAAACUACGACCGAUAAUUUGAUGACUCAUGAUAAGAUCACAUUUAAGGAACUAUUGUCUCGUAUUGCCAGCCUAGGACAGUCCAACAUCUCCUUGUUCUCUAGUAAAGAGCAGGAACAGGAACAGCGGGCCCUGCUUCUUAAACGUUUAGCUUUUGUUAUCUUCUGCUCAGAUGUUGAUCAGUAUCAGAAGCAGAUGCCGGAUAUAACAGAUCGAUUAUCUGAAUGCCUGCGUACUGUUCCUGUAUCUCCAGCUGUACAAGCAGCUGUUUUUCUUUGUUUCAGAGUCAUUCUUCUGCGCAUGUCAGCGGUACAUGUAACGUUCUUGUGGCCUGUAAUAAUUACUGAGAUGGUUCAAGUAUUCUCCUAUAUUGAGCAGGAACUAAUCUCAGAAUCCCCACAGUUCAGGGAUAAGAAGAGUUCUCACCUGAAGCGUGUUUCAACGAUGGACUCUAGUUGGGUAGCUGCUGCAGCUCCUGGUCUUCAAGCACACAAUUCUCCAGCCUGGCUUGGAGUAUACCUUGCUGUGUGUAAACUACUAGACCAGGCGGUUGCCCUUCCUGCCUCUCUUCUUCCUCAGUUUCAGAUGUAUAGAUGGGCCUUUGUCAGGGAAGGAUCCUGUCCCCAGUCCCAACUUCAGAACGGUCACAGCGAUUCAAACAGUCAACAUGGGUCUCCCAGGGAACAUGGUAAUUCCUCGUCAUCUGACGGUGGUUCCCCGUCUUCCCACGGUGGAACUUCGUUACAUGUUCAGGAUUUUGUUCCACAUAUUGCAAGGAUAGCAAAGCUCAUAGAAAGCAAGGUUGGUAGAGAAAUCCAUCCUCGUCCUGUAGUUGCAGGAGAACCUUUGCUCACAACUAAAUAUAUAGAUUCUCUUGUAGAUCUAGGUCCCUGGUUUAGUACAUUAUCUUAUUCUCCAACAGGUUGUUUCCUAGGUCCCUGGUUUACUACAUUAUCUUAUUCCCUAACAGUUAGUUUCCUAGGUCCCUGGUUUAGUACAUUAUCUUAUUCUCCAACAGGUUGUUUCCCAGGUCCCUGGUUCAGUACAUUAUCUUCAUCUCCAACAGUUUGUUUCCCAGGUCCCUGGUUCAGUACAUUAUCUUAUUCUCCAACAGUUUGUUUCCUAGGUCCCUGGUUCAGUACAUUAUCUUAUUCUCUAACCGGUUGUUUCCCAGGUCCCUGGUUCAGUACAUCAUCUUAUUCUUUAAAGGUUUGUUUCCUAGGUCCCUGGUUUAGUACAUUAUCUUAUUCUCUAACAAGGCAGCAAACUAAGAGUGUACAUGCAAACUCAAUGCAAAGAUCUCCCGUUGGUAUUCUGGAGAGAAUAAUCGAACUAGAUUUCUUGGAGCCUAUUCCUGGAUCAUAA